CUUGACGACAGUCAACAAUCUCGAUCGCAGAGUUGCAUUUACCUCUUUAUUUAUCAGAUAGACCUAGUUUCCAGGACUCAUUGGAGAAAAGUAAUCAGCCAUGCCAAAAGACAAAGAGAAAUCAAUUUGGGACAUCGCCAUUCUUGAGGCAGAACAGAAGCAUGCCACGGAAUCCAAAGAACAGGGUGGUGAAACAAAAGGCUCAGAGAAUCACAUCUUGUUUAUUGGCAGUAAAAAUGCAGGGAAAACAUCCAUUAUUCUCCGGUUCUUGGAGAAGGAAGAAGCGCCCAAACCCACGAUCGCUUUAGAAUAUACGUUUGGUAGGAGAGCCAAAGGGCACAAUAUGGUGAAGGAUAUUUGUCACAUCUGGGAGUUAGGUGGAGGAACAUUCCUAUCACAGUUAACAGAGAUUCCACUGUCAGAAGACACCAUCAUGUCCUCAUCACUCAUGGUCGUGAUGGACCUUUCCCAGCCCUAUGAGCUAUGGCACACAAUGGAGACCCUCAUCAAGGGUGCCUUGGACCAUGUGGAACAGGUCAUCUCAAAGGCGGCCAGAAAUGACCCCAAGAUUCAGGACAAGAUCAAAGAGAGAGCUUGGAAGAGGAUAGGAAUCGAUCACCCAGACAGAGACAUGUUAGAUCCAUUCCCGUUGCCCCUGGUGAUUGUCGGUACAAAGUAUGAUGUGUAUCAGGACUUCGACCCUGAGAAGAGAAAAGUCAUCUCUAAGACGUUACGGUUCAUUGCACACAACUACGGAGCAGCACUUCAGUUUUCAAGCAACAAGACUGAUGCUCUGAUGUCUAGGACGAAGAAUCUUGUCAGUCAUCUGGCCUUUGGAACAACUCUCAGCUUGAAGACUAUAUCUAUAGAUCCCAACAAACCAAUUUCAGUUCCAUUUGGACUUGAUUCAUUGGAGCAAAUAGGUUUACCACCUGUAGCAGAUGAUGAUCUUGGUAGAUCUAAUGCAAGGACACCGUUAGACCUUUGGAAGCAGGCAUUUACAUCAUACUUUCCACAGAAGAGUACAAUCAAAGCUAUUGUAGAGGAUCCAUCAAAGGACCCACAGUAUGCAGAGGCAGCGGUUGAUAACAUGAGAGAACAGAAAAACAAGGAGCUUGAGAGAUACAGAAAACAGGCUGAGAGAAGAGCAAAGGAGAACAAGACGGGUGGAUCUGGGGAAGGCACCCUGAGGUUAUGAUCAAUCUCAUUGAACGCAUAUAUCUAAUUCAGAUAAACCU
Molecule: messenger RNA, 1238 nt
Organism: Strongylocentrotus purpuratus (purple sea urchin)
Lineage: Eukaryota; Metazoa; Echinodermata; Echinoidea; Camarodonta; Strongylocentrotidae
Gene: dync2li1
Product: cytoplasmic dynein 2 light intermediate chain 1
Exons: 13
Coding region: 101-1198 (365 amino acids)
Biological process (GO): intraciliary transport involved in cilium assembly; intraciliary retrograde transport
Cellular component (GO): axoneme; cytoplasmic dynein complex; ciliary basal body
Molecular function (GO): dynein heavy chain binding
Source: RefSeq, a predicted model, not a curated record